CACUUACUUCUUCAAUCCCACGCUCUUCUCUUUUUUUAUCCUCCUCCUAUCCAUGGCAUUGGCACGUGCCAUUCGCUGUAACUUUCGCUGUAACCUGCCUUCUCCCAAGCCACCGGCUCUCGCCCGACAAUCGCCGCCGGAGAAGAUCGUUUUGCAGCCUCGGUUAUGCACCUUGAGAUCCUUCGCCUCUGAUCGGGCCGGACUGGUGAAGACGCCAAGGGAGGCUAACCAGGAUAAUACGUCGCCGUUCUUCGAAACCUUAUCUGAGUAUAUCGAGAGCUCCAAGAAGAGUCAAGAUAUUGAGAUAAUCUCUGGUCGCCUCGCCAUGAUAGUGUUUGCGGUGACUGUGGCAACCGAGGUGGUGACGGGGAACUCGAUAUUCCGGAAGAUGGAUUUGGAAGGGAUUACUGAAGCAGCAGGAGUAGGAUUGGGAGCCAUGAUGAUUGCUGCCAUUUUUGCAUGGUUGUCGAGCGCUCGAAGCAGGGUUAGUCGAAUUUUCACUGUCGGUUGCAAUACAUUUAUUGAUUCGCUCAUCGAUCAGAUAGUCGAUGGGUUGUUCUACGAAAGUGAUUGGUCCGAUGACUUCUGAAGCACCAUACAUAUAUAAUAAUACAUAUAUACAUAAAUAUAUAUUAAUUUCUAUACAGAGGAUAUAAUUUACACAUGGGUAUAUGGAAGUUUCGUCUAUCUUUCUCGUAGAACUAAUUAGUAGAGGAUUAGAGAUUGAAGAAUAACUUGUAGGGGGUGUUUCAUAAGGGAAGGUUUGCAGGGGGUGUGAAUAUUGUAACUAAUUAGAAAAAUAUUGAAAUCCUUUUUCCUUAAAUUCAAUUUAUCUUAAGAGGAAGAUCAUCGUUUGUGUUCAUCCAUGUUUGAGAGGAAGCUUUUCCAACUGGAAAUUCAUUCUUUUGAGUCUCCAGAUUGUGACUAUUAAAUUAAAUUUCUAUUGUAGUUUAUGGUAA
This is a messenger RNA of Carica papaya (papaya), 959 nucleotides long. It is a transcript of the gene SEP2, whose product is annotated as stress enhanced protein 2. The record is from RefSeq and is a predicted model, not a curated record. Gene Ontology annotation, biological process: cellular response to high light intensity. NCBI's taxonomy places the organism in Eukaryota, Viridiplantae, Streptophyta, Magnoliopsida, Brassicales, Caricaceae.